Bacillus rossius redtenbacheri is the source of this 1078-nucleotide messenger RNA. RefSeq lists its product as uncharacterized. The record is from RefSeq and is a predicted model, not a curated record. The transcript has 6 exons. NCBI's taxonomy places the organism in Eukaryota, Metazoa, Arthropoda, Insecta, Phasmatodea, Bacillidae. Bases 105 to 878 code for a protein of 257 amino acids.
UCACAGAAUAAUUUGUGUUAUCUUAUCAAAUGGCCAUCACUCCAGUUUGCUUGAAACAAUUAGUAUUUUAUUAUAUAAUUGUUGUUUGAACGCACAGCACAAGAAUGAAAGUUUGGUGGUUUUCACUUGCGUUGGUAAAUGUGUUGGGCGGCUGUGCUGAGAAUAAUGGAUCAUUCCUCGGCGAAGAGGCGCGGUCCGUGCUGGAGGGGUCUCGCUGCAGCAGCGUGCAGGACUGGGGCUGCGGGCCGGUCUUGGUGUGCCGUGCAGGCACGUGUCACUGCAGGAACUGCACGGACCUGGAGACGAUGCAGCCGUACUGGCGUGUCUGUCGAGCCUGCUUGAAUGUUCGUAGAACAUAUAAUUACUCUUUUGGCAGUAGAGAUAAGUUUUGGCCAUGCUAUGUUGGCCAACACUGUGAGUGUGUUACAAAAUGCAGUGUACAGAUGCAGAUAAUGAAGAGUGAAAUCACUGGAACUAAAAUCGUGCUGACUGCAGCAGCUGCUGUUGCGAUGUUGGCAGCCGUGACUCUGUUCUGGCACAGUUAUUACCGGAACACGAGGUGUACAAGGAGGGACGAUUCAGUAACUGACCAGUCGCAGUUGGCUCACGGUGCAGACGCGAGACACAGCAUCUCGUUCAUCCAGCAGCACGUACUGACCAGACUGCGCAGCCCGCCUCCCAGCUACGACGACACUUGCCACAUUCGUCUCGAGAGGCCCCCGCCUUACGACGUGGCCACUACCGGUGCCGUGGAGACAACCAUGCCAGCUGUGCCACAACCCUCCGAGGUGGUUUGUGGAACAGAGAAUCUUUCGUUCAACCCUGAUGGGGUUGCCACUGCCACCACUACUACACAGUCAGUAGUGCACAUCAGUUAACUUGCCAAGCAACACUGACCACCCUCAACUUUGUUUGUGGAGAGACUCGCUGUGAGAGUGAAAAUACACUUUUUUUUUUUUUUUGGAGAGACUCGCUGAACGUAGAAGUGAAAAAAGUGAAAAGUGAUUAUUAUUAUUUUUCACUGUAUUUAUUAUUUUAUACCACUUAACAGUGAUUAAAAACUCCAAAACCUGCUACA